Messenger RNA from Branchiostoma floridae (Florida lancelet), 2502 nucleotides. Its product is annotated as splicing factor YJU2-like. The coding region runs from base 129 to 1229 and encodes 366 amino acids. Lineage: Eukaryota; Metazoa; Chordata; Leptocardii; Amphioxiformes; Branchiostomatidae. The record is from RefSeq and is a predicted model, not a curated record. Gene Ontology annotation, cellular component: U2-type catalytic step 1 spliceosome. The transcript has 7 exons. Gene Ontology annotation, biological process: mRNA splicing, via spliceosome.
ACUGCAUAUGCGCAGUGGAUUGUGGGAAUUUGAAAGCGACGAACACUGCGCGUUUUGUUGGUUCUGUUGCUUUUGUCGCGUUUUAUCCUCUGUUUUCCCCCCACCAGGGCUGAUACAGAAGACACAAGAUGUCUGAGAGGAAAGUGCUGAACAAAUACUACCCUCCAGACUUCGAUCCAUCGAAGCUCCCCAAGCUCAAACUUCCCAAGGAGAGACAGUAUGUGGUUCGACUCAUGGCACCGUGUAAUAUGAGAUGUCAGACCUGUGGAGAGUACAUCUACAAAGGGAAGAAGUUCAAUGCCAGGAAGGAGACGGUACAGAACAUGACGUACCUGGGACUGCGCAUCUUCAGGUUCUACAUCAAGUGUCCCAGGUGCUGUGCAGAGAUCUCCUUCAGGACAGACCCAGAGAGCACGGACUACGUAGUUGAGCAGGGCGCCACGCGGAACUUCCAGGCCAUGGAGAUGGUGGAGAAGGAGGAGGAACGCGCUCAGAAGGAACGGGAGGAGGAGGAGCUCAACAAUCCCAUGAAGGUACUUGAGAAUCGAACCAAGGACUCCAAGUACGAGAUGGACAUCCUGGAGAACCUGGAGGAGCUGCGGGACCUGAACCAGCGCCAGGCUAAGGUGGACUUCGAGGCCAUGCUGCAGCAGAACGCCCAGUCUGCCGAGGAGAGGAGGAGACUGCAGGAGGAGGAGGAGGAGAGACAAGUCAGAGAGAUCAUGGGUGAGGCGUACGUAGUGAGAAGGUUGGAGGAUGACUCUGACAGUGAUGAUGAGACCAGGAGAAAAACAACAAACGGCAUCAACACCAACAAGAGACCAACAGACCUGCUGGCAGAAGCACCAAGUGAACCAGAACCCAAGAAGCUCAAAACAUGGGAGAAGAGUGUCGGCUCCCUGGUCAAGAAGUCAUCCCUCUCCUCAUUUGUCAAGGCCAAGAAGUCACCCCUCUCCUCAUUGGUCAAGGCCAAGAAACCAACCAAGCAGGAGCAGUCUUCAACCAAUGAACAGGGCCAUAAGGAAAUUCCAUCCUCAACAGUGACAUCGCCUACCUCAAAACCUUCGCAGGAGGGAAAGAACAACUCGGAGGUUGAGAAAGAAAGCUCCAGCCAGGAUGGACAGAAGGGGGGAACCAGGAAUGAAGGAGUGCAGAGUAGUGUUCAGUCCAGUGGGUUGGGUCUCCUUGGGAACUACUCAGACAGUAGUGACUCAGAAUCUAGCGACUAGAUCUGUAUCAACAAUUCUCUAUGAGGCUUUGUGUCAAUGUUGUAGCAAUAGGUCUAACAAUAUGUGUGUUUCCAUCUACUGUAAAUUUUGAAACUUUUGCAGUGGUUUGCUUUUGCAGUUUUCGUGGUGACCUCUUUACCAUGAAACUGUUGAUAUGGUUUUCCAAUGCAUUUCUUCUGUUUCAACCGUGACGUUAAAACACCAUGUAAACCUCCUUUUCCUUCUUACUGUAAAAUAAAACCACUGUAAAUGAAUGCACAGUAUAUAAGUAUCAUGAGUGUAUCUUGUUUGACCUUAACUUAAUAUACAGUCAAACUUGUCAAGAGGACCAUCCCGGGGACAUAGAGUAUUUGGUCUUCUUAGACCAGUGAUAUUCACAAAAUUUCAGUACUUUUAAUUUGACAAGCGUACAAGAUACAGGUACACAUGCACAUGUAUACCAAUUGAAGUAAAAUCAAAACACUUUCCCAAUUCAGGGGUUGUCUAGAUUAGUACAAUUCAUGAAAAUUUAUAGCUCUUUCGGCCAAGCUUCAUUUUUUUAUCAUAUUGACAUUGUCUAUAAAAACUUGUGAACUGGCAACACUUAAAGCAGUGGCCCAUUUUGCUACCCAAAAUAUUCUACAAAUUGAAGAUUGUCAGACUACAAUGCAUGAAAAGCUGUAUAUGUAAUUUUUGACUUUCUGUAUGGAUAUCAAAUCAGGUGACUCAUAUUCAAUUCCAUGUUGGAUAUUAUAAAGACCAACUGACCCUUUGAAUGAUGUACACAUGUAUGUCUGUGAGUGAAAACCAUGUUUGUAAGAAUUGAUACUGAAAUAACACAACAAACUUGACACUGCCAUGGAAAUGUACAGACCCUGAACACUUUUGUAUAUUCCAUGCACAUGUAUUGAUGGUGAAAAUUAAUCAGCAUGUUAUCACUUAAAUACAUUCACUUUUGUCUACUUCCAAAACAACCUGUUGAAAAUGUCUCCAUUUGAAUAAACAAUUUGAAACAAAUUUGUCACAUGUAGUCACAAACGUAACAUAAGAAACAAUUACAAGAUGUAUAAUUUGUAUGGUUUAAGUUCAUGUUUGAGAAGUAUCAUUAGGUUACACUACUUGCAUGUGUAUAUAUAUAUAUAUUACUAGUACAUAUGUAUUUACUAUCACACAAGUGGUGUUUCAUAGCUAUUCAUAAGAUACUCAAGACCAUAAUAAAGUGUAAAUAAUUGUGUAUGUAAUGUUAGAUACAACUGCUUUCAAUUGGUUUCUUCAUCAUCAUUCAUGUUUGUAA